This is a messenger RNA of Pelobates cultripes (western spadefoot toad), 15041 nucleotides long. The record is from the annotation of a GenBank genome assembly. NCBI's taxonomy places the organism in Eukaryota, Metazoa, Chordata, Amphibia, Anura, Pelobatidae.
AUGACAACCUCGGUGCUCCUCCAUCCACGCUGGGCCGAGCCGGUGAUGUUCCUCUACGACAACAGCUUGGAUGAGAUUAACAAGAACAUGGAAGGCUUUGCAGGAAGCAAUUUUGCAGCCAACCAGUGCAGGAACCUGAUGGGGCACCCUGCACCCCUGGCCCCCAGCAGCGCUUACCCCACCAGUGAGGUGCCAGUGUCUGGCAUUGCUGAACCUGUCAAACAGUGCAGCCCCUGCUCUGCAGUGCAGAGCUCUUCCAGUGCCAGUCUGCCCUAUGGAUAUUUUAACACCCAGUAUUACCCCUGCAGGAUGAGCCACCACAACACCAUCAAGUCCUGCUCACAGCCCUCCUCCUUUGCAGACAAAUACAUGGACACCUCGGGAUCUGCAGGGGAAGAGUUCUCCUCCAGGGCCAAGGAGUUUGCUUUCUACCAGGGCUAUGCCACAGGACCCUACCAGCCAGUCCCUGGCUAUCUGGAUGUGCCUGUGGUGUCCACUAUUGGAGCUCCAGGAGAAGCCAGGCAUGAGUCCUUACUGCCCAUGGAAGGCUACCAGCCCUGGGCUAUCACUAAUGGCUGGAAUGGGCAGGUCUACUGCUCUAAGGAUCAGGGACAACCAACACACCUUUGGAAAUCCACCCUGCCGGGUAAAAACCACCUGCUUUUCCACUGCUAAAAGAUAUCCCCCUUCGCCAUAUAUCACAUGACAUGAUGUAAUAUGAUGGGAUAUAAUAGCAGAUAUAUGAUGUGAUCUAUAUAAUAAAUAGCAGGCAAAUAGCUCAUUGACUGCAGAGGAUGGAUAUUUCUUUAUACUCCAAAUAUAUUUAGCAUAAGAAGUAUUCCUCUUUUCCUGUCAAUUAACCACAGCCUUAUUAAAACUGACUAUCAUUUUGAGUUAGAAUUUACAUUUUAUUUUUUAUUUUAUUUUUUGUGCCUCUUUUUAUGUCAACAAUAUGUGUUGUUUCGUUUUAAAGGCUGUAAUUUAUAUAAUGAUGUCUUCAUAUUUAUUUAGAAAAGUAUGAAUAAAUAUAUUCAUAUAUUCUGCUAUAAUAUAUUUAUAUCUAACUAUGUGUGUGUAUAUAUAUAUAUAUUCUUCUAUACUAUAUUUACAUGUGUGUGCAUGUGUUAAGGAAUGUUGCAUGUAUUAUAUAUAUAUUAUUCUCUAUUUCCCUUUGUUUAAUAUUGCUGAGCUGAUGUCCCUGUCUAUACUUUCCCUUUUCCAGACGUGGUGUCCCAUCCUCCUGACGCCAAUUCCUAUAGGCGAGGCAGAAAGAAACGUGUCCCCUACACCAAGGUACAACUUAAAGAGCUAGAAAGGGAAUAUGCUACAAAUAAAUUUAUUACCAAGGACAAGAGAAGAAGAAUAUCUGCAACAACCAACCUCUCAGAGAGGCAGGUCACUAUCUGGUUCCAAAACAGGAGGGUUAAAGAAAAAAAGGUAAUUAAUAAACUGAAGACCACGAGUUAAUGGACAAAGAAGGAGAGAAUUCUGGUUCUGGAACUCAGCCACCCUGGCAAAAGGUUAAUCAAAGCUCAUCUUCUGGACCUCACGAACAAGGUUUUGAGAAAAACACAUUUUUGGGCGUGGGUGGGGGAGGGGGGGAGCAGCAGCAGAGAGAGAGACUUAUUGCAUUUUGUAAUUAUUUGAGAAGGCCAGAACUCACCUCUCUAUGGGAAGGAGUGCUCAAUCAAGCCAUGGAGAUAUUUGUAAAUUCUUAAAAAAAAAAAAAAAAACAUUAAAAAAUAAAAUGUCGAUGUGGCAUAAUAGGAAUGAUGAUUUUUUUUUUUUAAAGAGACACAUAGCAUGUAAUCAAGAAGCGAUUUAAGUCGAGAAUUUCAGUCUAAUAAUUUCGCUUUGCAUCUUCAAACCAGACUGCAUGUUGAGUGGCUGCUCAGGUAAAUUAUAGAUGUAACAUGUACUGUAUGCUUAAUCUAUACAUUCUGAUAUAUUAAGGGUGUAUUGUGAGUUGUUGUUUUCUAAAUUGUACAGCUAUGGCAAGCCAUUUUAUUCUGGGUGAAGUCGUGGGCGAGGGGGCAGUAUACAUUGAACGACUUACAAAAUUUCCAACUUGAAAAAAAUAAUAAUAAUAUUAAUAAUAAUAAUAGAAACACAAAGAUAAAUAUUUGGCAAUAUUACCAAUACUGGGCGUUUUUGCAACGAUCAUAUUAAUAUUUCCUUUAAAAUGGCUUCGUACAUUAAAACAUUAUGAAUUUCACCCCUUCAGGCAAAGGAAAAUUUAAGCUACAUAAGACAGGGAGAUUCAUUAAAAUUCGAUUGUGUACAAAUGUAAAAUUUGCUAUGUUCGAACACACAACAUAAAAUACUGCUAGUCGCUAGACUGGGGAUUUUUAUAGGUUAAUAUAAAAAAAAAAGAACAUCAUUUUUUUAUUUUAUUUUUUUAUUAUUUUUAAUUAGGCCCUGUUAGUGAAUGGUAAACAAUCGUUUUCAGCACUUUUAAUCUAAUCAAUUAUUUGAACAAAAAAAUCAUCAUUUUCCCCCCCCCUUUCUACUCACUUUAAAAUGUAAUCAUGUAAAUAAUAAAUUAGCGCACUGUGAACUUUUAUUUGUGCACCCUUAAUUUUUAUUUCGUCUUAUAAUGUAUAUAAAUUGAAUAUUUAGUUUACUUGUCAAAGCUAUAGACAUGUCUUAAUUGUGUUGUCUGAAGUAAAAAAAAAAAAAAAAAUUACCGUUUAUUCAUAUUAAUUGAAGCUUGACAAUCCAUAUUAUUUAGAAAAAUCUAAUUCGUGUAUUCCUUAAGCAAUUCAUAUUAUUGCUGUCAGUGGUAUUAUAGCGUGCCCGUUCUAAGCCCAUAAAUUUGUGUGUUUACUAAAAGUGUCUGCAAGAUCAGGUGCAAUGCAAUAAUCAAGGCAUUAUUUUUAACUCAGACAUGCCUUUUCGGCAGAAAUUUCUUUUUUUUUUUUAAAUCCAAGUCUCUAUACGACUGUUGAAAUGACUGGAUUGAAAGGGCUUGAAACCUUGACCUUGGAGAAAACAGACAAAAGUAUGACCUUGACUUCUGACAGCUCAUGAAUAGCAUCAUAGUGAUAAAUAGAUCAAUUGCGCCAUCUGGUGUUCAAACGUAUUUCUGCAGCUGAUGUUUAAUACCAAUACACAACUGAUUUUUAUUAGUAUUUAAAUAUGUAACUAAUUAAAUAAUUCUAAUUACACGUGCUAUCGAAUAUUAUUUGACUUUUGUGAUUUAAUUUUACACUGUUUUUUAUUUAGAUGGUAAAGUGUUAAGUGGUAUAUGGCAUUUUCUAUUACAAAAUUCUCAGAACAAUCUAUAUAUUUUGAGGACCAUACGAAAAUAUGUUUUAGAUCAAAAUAAUCAAACCAAUUUCAUUCUCAGGCCAACACUCACAUUGCUAUGUUGUUUCUCUGCUGUUCCUUGUUCAAUUUAAAUACUAUUAAUCGAGAUUUCAGGCAAAUUACACAACAGUUUUAAGAUGUGCAUAUUGAAAAUUAUACCAAAAAAGUAAAUGAUUAAAUAAUCUGAAAGUAAUAUGCAUUAAACAUUAUAUUAUUAAGGAUACAUGCAUAUUUAUACAAUCUGUGAAAUAUUUCUGUUUCCAAAUAGAAAACACUUGGGAAAAGUUGGGGCUAUUUUACUAAUUUACUCACUAACUUUAAAAUAAAAGCCAUGCACUCUUAUUUAUAUCUUCUAAAUAGUAUUGUAUGUUAUAAUAUAUACUGUUUAUCUAUACACGUGUAUAUAUUAUGUAAAUAAGUAAUUAAAUAUUAAUAUUCAUGUAGAUAUAUACUAUAUUCUGCGUUCAUAUAUAUUAUAUAUGUAUGAUAUAUAUCAACAUAGAAUACACUAUAUAUUUACAAGGGCAUUCAUUUAUAUAUUUAUAUAUAUAUAUUUUAAUUUUUAUUUCAACGCUAAGUAAAGUAUAUAUUUAUGAGUGUAUGUAUAGAUGGAUGGAUAGAUAGAUAGAUAGAUAGAUAGAUAGAUAGAAUUUAUUUAAACGCAUGUGUAUACUAUAUUUAUUUAUUUAUUUAUUAAACAUUUUACCAGGAAGGAUACAUUAAGAUUUAUCUCGUUUUAAGUAUGGCUGGGUAGAUUAUUUUGGGUUAUAACAUGGAUUGAAGGUAUAUAGACACACAAAUACACACAAUGUAUACGUUGCGUUGUCUGUAAAAAAAUUUUUAAAUAAUAUUUUUCUCAAUAUUCAUAAUUAGAGGAGAGAAUUAAGGAAUAGGGGCAUCUAUCGUAAAAACAAUAUAACAAUUGAUAUACAAUUAAAAUAUAAAUAAGUUGAUUUAACGUGAAAUGAAGUGAUAUAUAUAUAUAUAUAUGUUACAUGUAUGUGUGGAUCAAUGUAUAACUUGCUGAAGUAGUAAUACAGUCUUUUUUAUCGCCGGUGAAAAACAAUAUUGCACACUGUAUAAUGAGAAAGACAGAGACAGCGAUUUGUGUUAAAUGGGUGUGUUAAACUCCAGCUUGGAACACUUGGGCCAGCAGAUCAGAGUAGAUAUAAUAUCGCCAAUAAUACUACAUUAUCAAUCUUUCUUUUUCAAUUCGGCUAAUAUAUAUAUAUACACUUUCCAAGUUCUCGCUACAGACUAUUUACUAAACAGCGAGAUGUGGUGAUGAAAGAACUGCAGGUUAAACGAAUAAAUAGGAAGAAUGUAUCGUGUCCAGCUCAGUUGAGGGUUUUUUCACACUUUGGCUAUUUUAUUCUAAUUAUUAUCAUCUCACAAUCAGUUGGGAUUGUUUUUUUUUCUUCAAGAAUUGGCCCACAGAACAAUUCUUAAUAUUUAUUAGUUAAUUGAGAGAAAUAUUCCCCAGUAAACAUUAAGUGUAACUUUUGAAACGUUCAUUUAAAUGAGAUUGCUCAAUUUAAUUUGGUUUCUUAGAUGUUGUGUUUCUGUUUAUUUGUUUCUGAUAAGCAAUUAGAACCCCGAAAAAGUUACAAGUACAUCAUAUAUCUAUCUAACUGCAUCUAACUGCAUGGAUACUGGAAUAUCUGUCAAUAGAAAUAUUAGUAAACUAUUUAAUAGUUUUUAAAAGUUAUACAUUUUCCCUGUGUGUUUUUUAUAGCAGAACAAAGGCCUCUCUCUCUCUGUCUGUCUCUCUCUCUUUAAAUAUAUAUGUGUGUGUGUGUGUGUGUGUGUGUGUGUGUGUGUGUGUGUGUGUGUGUGUGGCAUAUCUAUAAGAUAGAUAGAUAGAUAGAUAGAUAGAUUUUUGCAAGUUAUUUACUUGCUAGAUAAUAUUUAAAAAUAUGUUUAAUGAUGUUGUGGCCUGCUCAUUUAAUAAGAAUGGUUAUACUAUAUUAUAAAAUAUUAUUAUAUUAUAUUAUAAGUACUUGUAAUUAUGCAUUUUAUGAUAUCUGGUUCUCUAGAGAGCGUGCAUGAUUGAUAAUCUAUGAGGAAUCACGGUUUGCGUGUCUCCCAUUGACUCAUCUCAACACUUUGGAGUGCUCUAAUGUGACAAUCCCCUUUGUAAAAUUUUAUUCUCCAAAUAUAUUUAAGAACGAGAGAAAUGUGUCACUCAGCCCAAACCUCUGCUAGGAAAAUUAAUAUUUCAACAGAGCAUCCUUGGGACAGCAUUAAAAGAUUACUACAGGUCCAACUUUAUUAGUUAUAGAAUGUCUUAAUUUCCAUAGAACUAAAUACUAGACAACUGGUGACAUUCUACAUGUGCCAACGAGUUCAUAAAAGUCCCUGCUCGCGAUUAACAGGUUCUGAAAAGUCCACCAAGCUGUGGCCAGUUGUAUUAAUUCAGUAAAGUCUUGUGUUUUCUAUGGGAACAAGAAUUCUCCUAGUAGCAUAGAUGUGGAGGCUGAAUGCAGCAAUGGCGGUGGUUUUAAAUGGCCAUUAUUUUCCAUCUUGUCACAUUGUGUCUGAUUAUCAAGUUGUCUUGGUUGCUAUGUCUCCAGGUUGUAUAAAUACUGAGCAAGGUAAUUAAAUCACACCUGCAAUAUUAAUGUACACCAUAAACCAUUCUAAUUAAUGAUGACAACCCAGACCUGUGCAUGCUGGAGCCAUAAUAUCUAAUGAUUUCUCAACCCUACACUCCAUUUAAAUUCUGACUCCCCACCCCUCUCCUCCUCCUCCAUUUCCCUCCUCUUUUACCCUUUUUCCUGUUUCAGGUUAACCUUGAUCUUGCGCCUGUGGCCGAAACGUUAAUUUUCUAAUUUUUUUUUACAAAUUGUAUUAUUUACUGUUUAUGAAUGUGUUUUGUCUACGUGCAUAGGUAAUACGAUAGAUAGAUAGAUAGAUAGAUAGAUGGAUAUAUAGAUAGCAUCGUUGCCCAUUUGUUUGUGUUAAAUAUUAUCCUUGCUUAGGGUUGAUACAUAGUGUAUUGUAAGCUAAUCUUUUGUUGUAUUGAGUCCAUGUGUAUUCAACUCAUGAUAUUAUUUAUUGAAGAGAUCAUGUCAGUAUUGCAUCAGUUUGAUUCUAAAUUUUGAUUCUAAAUUCUGACAGUUAUUGCAUGGCGUUUGAGUCUGGAGAUGCCCAGAGUUGGGCGAGUGGCCUAUUAUCUGAGAGCCCUGGCUAGGGUGGCUUGGCUUCAUCAUUCAGAGCUCUGGCUUGCUGGCUUGAGAUAUAUCACUGUGAUUACUAAACUGAUUGCCAGGCGACUAGAACAAUACUGAUCCAUCAUAACAUCUGGGAAUCUCAAGGUAAAGCGAAAACUACUAAUGCUAGAACGAUCAUUAUAAUCCAUUUACUGUGUCAUAACAUGGGUCGUCUUAAUCUUCCUAUCAUGUAAUAAUGCUGGUCACAAUAAAAAACAAACAAACCUUACAGUUGCAAAACACGUGCUUAUGGUUUAUAUAUUAAGAUACUUAUUGUUACAUUAUAUACAAUUAUAUGGCAAAUGUAAACAAGAGUGUUAUGUGCAAUAUCUAUCUGUCUAUCUAUCUAUCUAUCUAUCUAUCUAUCUAUCUAUCUAUCUAUCUAUCUAUCUAUCUAUCUAUCUAUCUUUCUAUCUGUCUAUCUAUCUAUCUAUCUAUCCGUUCUUUUGUUAACCCUUAAUUUAUUCCCAAACUAUUUCAUUGAAUGUUAUAUAUAUAUAAUACUACAUUAGAUUAAAUAGUUUCGGCAUAUUUAAUCUUGCUUUUUAAUCCUAUUAUUAAUAUGCCUGUAACAUUACCAAACAUAUUGUUUAUUUUGCACACGUGAUUUAUAUUUCAAAAUUGAACACAGAUUAUUUUUAUACUAUUUCCUUUUCUAUAGUGCAGAGACAUACAUAUUCAAAAACAUAAAAUUACACAGCACGCAUAUACAGGAGAGAUAGACCUACAAUAAAUACAUUUUAAAAAAUGUAAAAUUACUAGAAAAUAUAAUUAAAUACAUUGGUAAUUAUCCACAACAAAAGGGACAAAAUGCCCUUGUCGAAAUGUAAACAAUUGAUGUGUAAUGAAGUGGAAAAAUGAAGCUCAGGCAAAUUGUCAGUAAACAUAUUUUUAAUUUUUUUCAAAUGUUUUUAAUACAAUUUAAAUCAUAUUGCAAAUAGACAUACCCCAUGUUUUCUAUACUGAUUCCUAAUUAGGCAUUACAAUCAAUUAUAAAAGAAUUUGGUCUGGGAUUUAGAUUUGCAUACUAUUUAAGAAAUGCCUUAUUAAAGUAAUUCCCAUGUCAACAAGUUUGUCUGUGUCACUAUAAAAACAAACACAAAUAAACAAUAAUACCAUGAGUGCUAUGACCCCGAAUUCCUUAUAUCUAUUUUCUAAUAUAAUUUAGAUGGCCAGAUUAAUUUGGAAACCUUAAAAAAAAGAUGCAAAAUAUAAUAUACAAUGUUAAAUGCUUCCCUUGUAAAUUAACAUUUUGUAUAUUACUCUUCGUGACCUCAAAAUAUCUGUCUAAUGGGGAAGCCUAGGGUUGUUGUGCUAAUGCAGAAACAUUAAUGUCACAAUAGUAUUUUAAAUAUCCUAAUUAACACUAAAGGCAAACAUUUUUAAAACAUUUUUUGUUUAUUUUUUGCUUGGCUCCUGAAGCCUCUAGUCCCUAUUUACAAAUACACACUAUCACCCAUACGAAUUCAACUAAAUUCAUAAAUAAUUUUGCUACUCUCAUUUUCGACACACCAGUGCUUGUUUUUGUGUGUUUAUGCAUGUAUGUAUGUAUUUAUUUAUAAUAAAAAUACUGAUCGUAGGUCAAGUUCAGUGUUGCAUUGAUGUUGUGAUUAUGUGUGCACUGAUACAUUGAAGCAACAUUAGUUCGCUGGUUAGAACUGAGGUUACUUUGUGUUGUACUUAAUAUUGUAACACAAAUCUAAAUGUCCAUUAUUUUAUUAAAUUUUUUGGAAGUAUUUUUAUUAUUAUUUAUUUUAUUUAGGCACACUGAGAUGCCUUUAUGGCAUUUGCCAGCAUGGUGUCCCUGAUGGAAAUGUCCCCAGUCAGUGUUGUCCCAUAUAGGAGAACCUAGCUAUGGCAGUAGUUACUGGUUGUUUAAGUGCUUCUAUAAGGGACUGGUGUUGGAUUUCAAUGGCUGUGCCUACAUUUGUUGAAGCAAGCUCUCCAGAUCCUGCCAGACGGUCUAGACUGCACGUUUUCACAACACUGAAAUUGCCUGCAAUAAGCACAAUGACUUGCACCUGUAAAUGGGCCACUAAAAUGAAUACACUAUAUGGUUCUUUAAUUAUUGUAUGACACCAAGUGCACAGCAGCCAGGACUUGUUCACUUAAGUUUGGAGGAAACAGCAAAUAUUGUGUGUUUUGAAAUACAUGCUCUGUCUUCAAUGGGAUUAGUUUCUAAACAAAAUAAAAAAAAUACAAUUUUUAAAAAUUGAAAAAAAUGCAUGAUUCCUCAAUAUAAGAAAACUGCAAUAUUAAUCUAGUGUCAAACUGCACUAUAGGCGUUUAGAAGUGCAUCAUCAGACUAGUAUAAUAUUUAUUUAUUUAAAUGUAUGCAAUAUCAAUCCUAUACUGCGUAUUUCAUGUAUGUUUAUAUAUUGUUAUAUCGAGAUUUACAGCACUGUGUAUCUGGUUAUAUAAACAUAGUUAUGUAUAAGUGUGUGUGUGUGUGUGUGUGUGUGUGUGUGUGUUUAAUGAAGGUAUGUGUUCGUGAUAAUGUAUGUUGUAGGUUGCAGCGAGAAAUAAAUAACAUUUUAUAAAUAGAUUUCAAAAUAAUAUUGUAUCGUUAACCAUAGGUAGAGUCAUUUUUAAAUUGUUUGUGAUAUUUAUUUAUUUAUUUGGGUGGUUACAAAUGCAAAAAGAAAAAAGAAGAAGAAAAAAAAAACCUUAAAAUUGGCUCCUGUUUUUUUCCUGUUUAAUUUCUAACACUUUACAUGUUGUUUAUUGCACUCAGAAAAUCCCAGAUUAGUGCUAUGCUGUUUUAAAGAAAAUCAUUUGCUGAUUUUCGAUAUUUCUCAAGUCCCCCUCACGUAAAAUAAAUAAGGCCAGUUAUUAUUUGUAAAUCAUAUAUCUUAGAAAUGUUUUAUAAAUCCAAAUAUAAUUGUUAAUGCUUUUCUAAAGAAGAUUUGGGUGAAAUUAUUCAUAUUUUCAUUCUGGAACUUUAAAAAGUUAAUGAAAGAAAUGAAAAUGUGAUCGAUUAAACCCGCGGGUAUAGGCAGAACUAGGGAUAUUUCAUGAAACAUAAUGUAAAAACAUGUCGACAAUGGCUUAGCUGACAAUUACUGUGUUGGGUAUUGAAAGUAAAGUCAGUGUAUGUAUAAGGCAACUAUGUAUUUCUCGAAUACACACAAGGAAUAAGGAUGGUGCGGAAUAGAGACCAGACGCUACUCUAAGGGGGUUUAUUUACUAACCAGCGACCUGUGAUGAGCUGAUUCAGACAUGUCAAUCAAGUGUAGAAGGCAGGCCAGAAUCGAUACAUUGGAGAAUUCUAGAACUCGGCUGAUUUAGGACGAUUUAAGGACAGUGUGGCCUACAUUGGGUUAACAAGUCACAGUUUAGUGGAUCCACCCCACAUGCAAGUACUGCUGUCUGUGUUAAGGUCAAUUACAAGUCCAGAUAAAAUGUUCCAGAAAGAUGAUUGCCAGACAAAUUUUUUAGAAGUCUAGGCUCAGUGUGAAGUGCACAUUCAGUCGGUGAAGCCCUGCAGACCCUUCUAGUGGCCCUUUGUCUGCUUGCUGCCUUGUGUGUGUGUGUAGGGUGAGCUGGCUCCCCACCCAGUCAGAGGAUGUUAAAUCCUGUAAAUAAAAUCCCUGCUUGCUCCCAUACAAACCUGAUUGGAAAGGUGCAAGUGAUAUCACAGAGGGAGAACAUGUGCAGAUGGCAUGGAGGUGCUGUCUCCUGUGAGGCUGUGCUUGGGCCAGCCAUGUCUGCUUGACACAGGCUGAAGUUGACUGCCAAAUGUGCCAUAAACCCGCAGGGUCAGGCUAGAGCUGCUCUCUGCAUCUUGACGCGCCGACUUCAAUUAUAGCCCUAAAAGCCCAAUACAACGAGAAGGUUUUGUUUUCCUUUGCAGAGGCGGAGCGAGCCUGGGCCAUGGGGGAGCCUUUGUCUCAUGGUCAAGAAAUCUGUGUCCAGAUGUCUAUCCGUCUUCUCCUACUUUCCUAUCUAUCUAUAUAUCUAUUUAUCUAUCUAUCUAUAUAUCUAUUUAUCUAUCUAUCUAUAUAUCUAUUUAUCUCUCUGUCUGUCAGUCUGUCUGUCUGUGUAACUGUCUGUAUAUAGCUAAUUUGAUAUGAAUCAUUUAAUAUCUCUCUCUCUAUCUAUCUAUCUAUCUAUCUAUCUAUCUGUCUGUCUGUCUGUCUAUCUAUCUAUCUAUCUAUCCGUCUGUCUAUCUAUCUAUCUAUCCAUCUAUCUAUCUCUCUGUCUGUCUGUCUGUCUGUCUGUCUGUCUGCCUGUGUAACUAACUGUCUGGCUAUAGCUAAUUUUAUAUGAAUCAUAUAUGAAUAAUUUAACAUCUAUCUAUCUAUCUAUCUAUCUACCUGUCUAUCUACCUUUCUGUCUGUCUGUGUAACUUACUGUCUGUUGUAUAUGAAUCUUUUAAUAUCUAUCUAUCGUGUGAAUAAUAUAUUGUAUAUCCAACAGUUAAUCUAAUAUUAAUCUUUGAAUGUUCUAUCCAUAUAUCUAUUCAACAGCCAAUUUUAUAUAAACCAUGUGAUGUUCUAUCUAGCUGUCUGUCGGUCCGCCUGCCUCUGUCUGUCUGUCUAUCUGUCUAUCUAUUAUUUUUUUCUGUCUUGUAGGUGUUUGUGCAUGUUUGUCUUUCUUACUGUUUUCCAUUCAUUUGAUUUUGUAGAAUAUAUUGUUUAAGUACAUCUAUAUCCCGAGCAAAAUAUUUAGGCCCUUGAUGUGAAUGCCUUAUCACCAGUAGCACUAUGUGCCUAAUUAAUUACUUAAUUGAAAAUAAAAAUAAUAACAUUAAGAAUGUCACUUCCACGCGCUUCUGCUGGAUUGUGUGUGUCUGUGUGUCUAUAUUUUGAGCAGCAGAAUUAUUCUAGAGAUUGCUGAUGCAUGUGAUACAUAAACAUGCCCACAACAAACACACACACACACACACACACACACACAAACACACACAUGCACAUAACAGGAGAGCAGAAAUUAACAAAUACACACAUAAAAUAUGCCUAUGUGUUUUUGUUUGUUUGUUUUUCAGAAUAUGUAUGAGUUUGUUACUUUGCAUUUGUAAUUGUGCUUGUCUGUUUAUCAUAAGUGUGUGAUUCUUAAUAUAAAAAUUAAGAAUCAUAUACGUUUUGAUUACAAAAAAACAAACCAACAGAGUGUAUUUAUUUCAUUUCAUCUGUAUUGUUAUAAGAUUGUAUAUCUGUGUGUGUGUCUCUCUCUGCCUAUCUGUCUCUGUCUCUCUCUGUCUCUCUCUCUCUCUCUCUGUCUUUCUCGUUCAUGUAUAAAUAAUCAUCACGUUUACAUUAAAUGUUUUGGAAAUAACUCAUUUUUCACACUUCUACACUGUCUCGCUUUUCAUUUUUAUUCUUAAAUACAGCAUACUAGCAGAACACAGUGCAUGUGACAAGAAGAUUGCACAAAGGUCUGUGAGAGAAUAUCUUACAUUUCAAGGAAUUUUAAAUCAGGAGUUAUAUAAUGAACACAUUCCAACCUAUACCAAGAGAAAACACAAUCCAUUUACAGUUUUAUUGAAAGGAUUAUCUGCUAGGCACUAUCUUACAUUCUCUCUCAGCUCUGCAGAGAAAACAGUGAUCUAAGCAUUUUGUUCGGUUAGGAAGGGAGUGGGUACACUGAGCCUUGUGAUCCAAUGCUACAACAUAUCCCCUGUCCCCACCCUACAAGCCUCUGCUCCUAGAACAAGCAGACAGAGGGAACACAUGGCAUUGUGUUUUCUGUGAUUUUUGUUUGUGCAGCAAUGAAGUUGAACCCUAUAGCCGUCUGAUUCCAUGCAUUCCUUUGCACUUCACUGAGACAUCUUCUCCCUAGAGGUUUUCCAAGAAAGGUAAAGUGUCAGGGGGAGAGGGGGGAGAAAUUGGAAGGGGGGGUGGAGAGGGGGUUGUUGGCCAGGGAGCAAAGACUUUAUUUUACACCAAAUGCUGCAGAAUCUUCAGAAGCAAUAAAAUGAGAUACAACCGGGAGUCCCUUCUCUGCAAGACUGAGGGAGUCCCCUAGGCACGCUGCGCGUAACCACAUUCUUCACCAAGGUUCUAAAUAGAACGUUGCCUUCACCAAGGUUCUCUCCCCCUCCAGGAGACCAAGAAAAGGCAUGAGUUACAUUGCAGAUUACAUGCUUCUAUGAAACUUGCAAGUGACGAUCUGUUGCUUCCCUUGAGAUGCCUACAAAGAGAAGGGACCUAUACUUGCAGCUUGUCAAUUUCAACAUCUGAUCACAUGAUCAGCACCUCCCUGCUAAGGACGGGGUUAGAUUUCCACGUCAGCUUACGUCUUCCAAUUUCUACUUCACGGAUCUGCUUCAAAGAGGCAGCUGCAUUAGAGAAUCAUGUUAAGCUCAGCUAAUGCGGACAGCCCGAGGUAGCCCCCAAUGAUGGAUUUUGAUGAACGUGUUCCUUGCUCCUCUAACAUGUACUUGCCAAGUUGCACUUACUACGUUUCGGCUCCUGAUUUUUCCAGCCUUCCUUCAUUCUUACCCCAGACCCCAUCCUCUCGUAACAUGACCUAUCCUUAUUCUUCAAACCUACCCCAGGUCCAGCCAGUGAGGGAGGUAACUUUCAGGGAAUAUGCCAUAGACACCUCCAGUAAGUGGCAUCACCCCAGGAGCAAUCUGCCCCAUUGCUAUUCAGCAGAGGAGAUCAUGCACAGGGACUGCCUUCCUGCCUCCAACCCUGCUGGCAUGGGGGAAAUGUUUGGAAAAAAUGCUUCUAAUGUCUACCACCCCAAUGCCAACGUUUCCACCAAUUUCUAUAGCACAGUGGGCAGGAAUGGGGUCCUUCCUCAAGCCUUUGACCAGUUCUUUGAGACUGCCUAUGGCAACAUUGAGAAUCAAAGCUCUGACUAUUCUGUGGAGAAGAACUGCGACAAGGUAUCAGGGAGUGCAGCCAGCACUCUGAGUGCGGAGCCGGCCUGCAGCAGGGACCCAGAGGAGAAGGACAGGCCAGCAGACAGCAGCAGAAGUAGCAGCUCCCACUCAUCUUCCGGUAACAAUGAGGACAAAGCCAGCAGCUCCAGUAUGUAUGACUGCUCCUGCCCCAAUGAAAGCCUCUGCAAUCUAGCGCACUGCUGUUAAAAUUUUAUAUGCUGUUUUAUAAGCAUAUAAGGUUUAUAGAGGGCCUUUUAGAUUUCCCCCCAACAAAACUUUGUUAUAAAAGGCGAGAUCACGUGUUUAGCACUGAAAUUGGCCGUGAAACACAGGGACCAAUGGAUGCAUUAAGACAAUCCUUCCCCCCACUCUCUUUUCCCCUUUUUUUUCCUCUAAAAAACUCUGGGGUCGGUUUUUGUAGAGAAUAGAGUAAGGAAGAAUUUAAACCAAUAAACUAACACACAAAAGCAAGCUGCAUGCUUUGAUAUCAGUGUGAUGUGUGCAUGCCUCAGACAGCAGGAACUUUUCUGACACUUGUAGUUUUUUAAUUUGGGGGUUUUUUUUGUGUGUGUGGGCUAAACAAGGAAAUAUUUUAAAUUCCACUUGGAUAUUUUAUAUACAAUGCAAGGUAUGGUCAACAGUUAUUUAAAUUCUGUCUGAUGACGCCAAAUGCCUUGCAUUGUUUAGAGUGAGGUUUUUAAAAAAAAUAUAUAUAUAUAUUUUUAAUUUUUUAGCAUUAUUAUAUUCUUUUUAACCAAUAUUGUGCAUGCUAGAGAAAACCUAGAGAACUGUGUGUUUUUAAUUAAAUUCAAUGAUAGCAUGGCAGAGAGGCUAAGGUCAUUACGUGUCAAAAUAAUUAAAAUCUUAAUAUAAAAUAUGUAUUCUUUUAAUGUAGUCAAAGUGAUUUUCCCAGUGCUAGGGGUAUAUGGAUUCUAUGCAUACAAUGUAUAGUGUAAUUACAAAAGUAAUAGAAUCUGCUUCUCCAGGGGAUUUUUAUAAUGCAAGGCAAAGAGUUGCUGAUUUAAUAGCAAUUAUAAAAAUGAUAUCAUAAAAGGGCUUGCUUUAAAAUGAAUGCACACAGCCCAUUCAGUUUACAGGUUAUCCUAUUGGUAAUAAGGUAUGUGCUUCCUUUAUAAGUAGAAAAUCCUUUAAAGUAAAAAGAGGUUAUUCAUUAAACAUCUAAUUAUUGAGAGCUGAACACCGAAUUGCAAAAUGCAGGCAAUAUAGCCACAUUUUGACUAUAUUUGUCAUGUAAAAUCCAUCCAUAUUGGUGAUCUGUGCUCACAUUUUGCAAUUCAGUUUUGAAUUCCUUACAAUCUGGUGCUAAGUGACUUAUAACCAAUGUUUUUGAUCAGCCAUCAGUAGGGUAAAUUCGCUUGCGAAUGUUCGGGUUUCUCUGGAGAUAGUGAACUAUGGCCCUUGUUACAAUAUAACAUAUUUGUUAUAAUUCCACAGGUGGACAGCGUACACGUAAAAAGAGAUGUCCUUACACAAAGUAUCAAAUUAGAGAACUAGAAAGGGAGUUUUUCUUCAGUGUUUACAUCAACAAAGAGAAGCGCCUCCAACUAUCACGGAUGCUCAACUUAACCGACAGACAAGUCAAAAUUUGGUUCCAAAACAGAAGAAUGAAAGAAAAAAAAAUUAACAGGGACAGACUUCAGUAUUAUAGCGCUAACCCUCUGCUAUGA